UUUGGUUUGUUUCUUCUGGUUCGAUUGUAUCAAAUGCUUUAACUGUAUUUUUAGUAAUAGUUGGAUUGGAUUUGGAUUUGAAGAAAUUAGUGCUAAUUUUAGGAGCUUUAAAUUGUACUUUGAAUUUUGAAA
Molecule: messenger RNA, 132 nt
Organism: Cetraspora pellucida
Lineage: Eukaryota; Fungi; Glomeromycota; Glomeromycetes; Diversisporales; Gigasporaceae
Source: the annotation of a GenBank genome assembly